Paramuricea clavata is the source of this 2167-nucleotide messenger RNA. NCBI's taxonomy places the organism in Eukaryota, Metazoa, Cnidaria, Anthozoa, Malacalcyonacea, Plexauridae. The record is from the annotation of a GenBank genome assembly.
ACCUCGUUGAAAGUCCCAUACGAAAGUGUGAUAAGGCUAUCAGAGCAAGUAUUAAGCCUGAAGAACGACUGGCGGUAACACUUCGCUAUUUAGCAACAGGAGAGUCUUUCAAAUCUUUAGAAUUUCAAUUCAGGAUAAGUCGAACUGCUAUUUCAGUUAUAGUAGUAGAAACAUUCUCUCGCCGCUCGAUAUCAGCAAUAAUAAAAUGAACUGCGCAUGUUCCGAAUGUCCUCUUUUCUCUUGUGGCGUGUUUUUUGUCGGACCACAGUAAAUCAUUUCCAUAUUUAUAAAUUAUAAUCCAUCUGUUUCACAAGCAUCCUGGGGAAAAAGUCUCGAGAUCAUGGCCUUUAAGGAAGCACAAACUGUGAGUAACAGAAUAUGAUCAUUUUUUAAUAUAUUUACAUUCAUAAUUAUAUAUUUUUCGGGGAAAAUAUCUAUAAAAUCUAUGUCGUUUGACUGUUAAUAUUGGGUCAAAAUUGUGAGUUUAUAGAUUGUUUUUGGGGAAUAAUACCUUGGUUCGGGGUUCUAUCGUAUAAUAUUGUAUACGAUUGAAAGUACGAGUCAUUGACCGCCUUCUGUUAUCCUUUUAGGGUAACGAAAAUGCGCCAAACGACCCGAUCAAUACGGCGGGCGAUGGUGAAGCCGUUUCUCGUCUAGACAUUGAGAAACUUGUGCCUGAGACAGUGGCGAAAACAUUGCCAGUUGCCUUAUCAAGUGUCCUAGCUGCAGGGGGCUUAAAAUCAUUGGGUCUAAUAACACCUACACGAAGUAUAGAACCUGCAGCCACUGACCAGGUUCAAACACAGCCUGGUCCAUCCCGAGGGAAUCGCUUUUACACCACUGAAUCAAAGGUUGAACUCUCUGAUGAUUUGAGAGAACUAACCACUCAAGCCUUUUCAAAAUCCCUACCGAAGGAAACAUGGCAAGGUCUCCUUGAGAACUAUCCGCUUCUAGAAGGCACUGAAUCAAUAUUACAUGCCCCCACAAUGGAGGCAGGUAUGAAAGAAGAGAUACGCAAGAUGCAUGGGUAUCUUAAAACCAAGGAUGUGUUUGCAUUUGAUGAUGCCUUGGUUGAAAAGCAGGGGGCGUUCUUGCUUACCGCACGAUCAAUCAUAGCAGCACUUACUGCUCUGGAUCACCCAGUGAAGCGGAAGAGGGUCCAGAUCCUGAUCUAGUUAAGGGUAUGCUUGAAGAUGCCCUAGUCCUUCUUGGCAAUGCUAAUGUUCGUCUAAAUUCAUGGCAACAGCGUCGAUUUUCUGAGUACCUAACUGAGGUUGGCAAGCGUACCCUUAUUGAAGAGAUUCCAUCUGAUCAACACCUCUUUCCAGAUCGGUUCAUGACCGUAUCAAAGAUGAGCUUGAUCAACAAACCGCAUGACAAAGCCCUAUCUUCGGCAAGAUUCAUUCCUUCUCCGCAGCCCUUUCGUGGUCGCUCGGGAGCCACUAGCCGGGGUAAUGGCAAUCGAAAACUAAGGUGGAACUAUACCCCCGAGAUAACAAUCCGGGAACCUCAAAACGAUUGCAACCCAGAACUGAGUCAGCAGCAGGCAAAAGCUGGCUAUCCGUUUCCACGAUUAACAAACAUACAAUUGCACACAUUCCCAACUACAGGCAGCCUAAUUCAUUGUUUAGAAAAUUGGAAGAUAAUCACUCAGGAUCCUUGGAUCCUACAAACGGUACAGGGUUACAAAAUACCUCUGAUCCGUUCUCCACACCAAUGGAGAUUGAGAGAGACCAAUCCUCCAUUACGACAGCAGCACCUCAUGGACAAUGCAGUUCAGGAGUUGCUCAACAAAGCAGCAAUCAAGCUGGUCCAACCCGUUCCGGAUCAGUUUGUGUCAACCUUAUUUCUAGUGGAGAAAGAGAACAAUUCUGGCCAGUAUCGUCCCGUCAUAAACCUUCGUGCCCUGAACCAAUUUGUGGAACCCCAGCCAUUCAAAAUGGAGAGUCUCCAAGUUGUGAAAGCCCUGGUCCAACCAGGGGACUACCUCAUGAAAAUGGACCUGGAAGAUACGUAUUAUACUGUCCCCAUCCAUCAGGACCACUGCCGUUAUCUUCGCGUUAUAUUCUAUUACCGCGGAAAUCUGUACGAGUUUCGUUGCCUACCCUUCGGACUCUCGUCUGCCCCUCGGGCAUUUACAAAGAUCUUGAAACCAUCAGGAUUAUAG